Aspergillus calidoustus is the source of this 252-nucleotide messenger RNA. NCBI's taxonomy places the organism in Eukaryota, Fungi, Ascomycota, Eurotiomycetes, Eurotiales, Aspergillaceae. The record is from the annotation of a GenBank genome assembly.
AUGUUGACGAUCAGUAGGGGGCUGACCAAAAAAACGCGCUGGCACGAAAAAGUCGAGGACCGGCUGUCGCACUUGCAGCACAUCAAAUGCGACGAAGCUCCUGAAUCAUGCAGAAACUGCACCAGUACCGGUCGGUCUUGCGAAUAUGACCUCCAACGACUCCCCGCAUGGGUCGAGCCGGCCCUGAAAGGGAGGCCGCAGUCCAACAGCUUAUACCUCGGGCAAUCGAGGACGGGUUCCACUGGGUUGUAA